Molecule: messenger RNA, 1632 nt
Organism: Aspergillus mulundensis
Lineage: Eukaryota; Fungi; Ascomycota; Eurotiomycetes; Eurotiales; Aspergillaceae
Product: MRS7 family protein
Exons: 3
Coding region: 1-1632 (543 amino acids)
Biological process (GO): intracellular monoatomic cation homeostasis
Cellular component (GO): mitochondrial inner membrane
Molecular function (GO): ribosome binding
Source: RefSeq, a predicted model, not a curated record
AUGUCUGCCAGUAUGAGGUCCGCUCGCCUUGUGCGCACCAACCCCGUGCUGAGGCCCAACUCCAUCGCCCGACAGCGCUAUGUCGGAGCUCUAGGAGCGGCCGCAGCUGGCCUCCGCUAUAACAGCCGAAACUUCCCCUCUCAAGUAACAGCCCUUGCCAUUCUCGUUCCGAAGCGCGGGUACUCCACAGAACAAUCAACAAACACAUCCGGGCCGUCGAACCUGCCGCCCCCUGGUUUCAACGCGGAGCAGGCCAAGAAGCCCAUCCCCGUCGACCAGGCGCAGUCCGCCAGUGCGAAGGCGAACCAAGAGACAAACCCCAAGGGAGCGCUCUCCGUCCAGUCGCAGAAUGUUCAGAGUACAAGCAAGCAGAGCGAUCUGGUAAAGAGCGCUGCGGAGGAGAAGGACAAGAAGGGUGGCGAGGAGCCGAAGAAGGAGGCGAAGAAGUUGACGAUCGGGCAGAAGAUCAAGAAGGAGGUUCAGCAUUACUGGGAUGGCACAAAGCUCCUUGCGACCGAGGUUCGCAUUAGCUCCCGGCUGGCACUGAAAAUGGCCGGUGGUUAUGAGCUUAGCCGGAGGGAGCACAGACAGCUUAAACGAACUGUGACGGACCUUGGCCGGUUGAUUCCGUUCUCCAUGUUUGUCAUCAUCCCAUUCGCGGAACUUCUGCUGCCCAUCGCUCUCAAGCUGUUCCCCAACCUCCUACCCAGCACAUACGAGGGCAAGUCCGCCCGGGAGAAGAAGGCUCUGAGCCUGAGCUCUACCCGAAAGGAGGUCUCUACCUUUUUGAAGAACACUCUGAAGGAGUCUGGUCUUCCUGUGACGGCGGCGAGUGUAAAGAACGAGGAGUUUGCCGAGUUUUUCAAGAAGAUCAGGACCACCGGCGAGACGCCCUCGGCUGAAGAUGUCAUCAAGGUGUGCAAGAUCUUCAAGGAUGAUCUUACUCUCGACAACUUGUCCCGACCCCAGCUGGUUGGUAUCUGCAAGUACAUGAACCUCAACACAUUCGGCACCGACGCCAUGCUCCGGUACAACAUCCGUCACCGCAUGCGCCAGAUCAAGCGCGACGACCGUGCCAUCUUUUACGAAGGUGUUGAGUCUCUUUCCGUGCCUGAGUUGCAGAUGGCCUGUGCCUCCCGAGGUAUCCGCACCCACGGUGUCUCGCCCGCCCGCCUGCGCGAGGAUAUUGGUCAGUGGCUUGAUCUCCGACUGAAGCAGGGCGUUCCCUCGACACUGCUAGUCCUCAGCAACGCCUAUGUUUACGCACAGGGCGGUAAGGAGGCGGAGAUGUCUUCUCAGAUCGAGUCCCUCCAGGCGGUUCUGUCCAGUAUUCCUGAGGAACUCUUCCACGAGAUCGAGCUCGAGGUUCACAACGCCGAGGGCGCUGCUACCAACAAGCAGCGUCUAGAGGUCAUCAAGGAGCAGCAAGAGCUCAUCGACGAGGAGAACCAGCAGAACAGCGAGAACGAGGAGAAGGGUGUGGCCGCACCCAAGGACACCGAGGACAUUGACGAGGAGAACAAGUACGAGACCAGUCAGUCUGGCGAGGCGUCCGAGGCUAUGGAGGAGGGCGAGAAGGCCGAAAAGGCUUCCGAGCCGGCAGUGCAGAACGAGAAGAAGGAAAACAAAUAG